This is a messenger RNA of Oryzias melastigma (Indian medaka), 2353 nucleotides long. RefSeq lists its product as uncharacterized. Bases 159 to 707 code for a protein of 182 amino acids. Lineage: Eukaryota; Metazoa; Chordata; Actinopteri; Beloniformes; Adrianichthyidae. The record is from RefSeq and is a predicted model, not a curated record. The transcript has 7 exons.
GAGAGCGUGCUUGACACAACAGAGAGGCGCAGACGGUCCGGUUGAUUGGAUGUCUGUGCAGAGCAGACAUGCAGAUGCUGUCUGAGCGGCUCCUUCGUCUGGACUGAAAACAGAUGAAGGGUCGCUUAAAAAUGGAUUCUCCAGAAAGAUAAACGUGCAUGGUACAGGGGCGUCCUGAAAGGCCCCAUUGUUGCGGUGCAGCGGGGACAGCCGCGCGCCCCUCCGGACUGCCUCCCCACAGCGGCGCGUGCGUGACUCAGCCCGGACUGGAGCGUCCACUCUGCUGGAAAAAAAUAAUAAUACAAAUAAUUAAACGACCUGUGUGCUCUGGGCUGAAGAGGAGAGCAGCUGAGGAGGUGGAGAUGGGCUGCACCUCUGCCAAGCAGGUGUCCGCCGUGUCCAACGGCGAAGAGGGCAAGAAUAAAGCCUACAGCAACGGGGACGUGCUCUCUGAUGAGUACAAGAUGAAAGGAGCGGAGGAGGUCAAGUACACGGCUGAGGAGGAGGCGGUGGAGGACGGCCACGGCGGCACGGAGAAAAGUGCUCUUCUGGGUAAAAGACAACACACGGAUGAAUCCGGGUCCAAUGGCAAGGUCCUGAGCAUCCAUUCCUCGGAGAGCCAGCAGGAGUUCUUCCGGAUGCUGGAUGAGAAGAUUGAAAAGGGGCGUGACUACUGCUCAGAAGGGGAGGAGGAGGAUGUGACAUAGCCCGCCCGGGUUGUCAUGGAAACAACACUUCAGUAUAAGAGCAACGACUGUUCCCAGCAGAGCCGGGAGGAGCGUGGAGUGCUGCUCGGCACUCGGGGAGACUCUCCGACCUGAAACGAGCGCCCUUUUUCUAUUUUAUCGUCCUCCUCACAGCCCGUCUGCCCGUCUGGUCGACCGCUGGAGACUCGACUUGGUCAGCUGUGACAGAUUCUGAGCACAAACACUUGUUUCCUUCUCCUGCUGGGGAAACCAGCAGCAUCCAUGGCAUCUCAGAAGAUGCACGAACAUGCAGACUGUAGCUCAUCUCUUGCUGUGAGGAAACCCAGUCCUCGAGUGGAUGGAGGUGUACGUAAAGCAGCAUCUUUGAUGCCUUUUGGAUGAAUCCUCCUUCAGAUGAGGAGGGCCGGUACCGCGCACUCGUCUGUCCACGUGUAUUUAUGUUAAAUAAGGCUCAGGGUUUAAGUGUUGUAAUAUCUGUCUCCCGCAGUCCUUCCCCUCAUUAAGACACUUUGUAACCAUUAGAAAUGCACACUCACUCGGAUGCCGGCGCUGUCAAAGACAGAACUUCCUGUUCCACUGCCACCACACAUUCUAGUCUGCUCCUGAGCAAACUGUAGGAAUCCUGGAAACGUUGGAACAGUUUUUUUUUUUUUUAAUUGAAAUGUAGGGCACUGUCAAAUAUCUCAAGUAUUAAAGUUAAUUUAGUUGCCACACACUCUGCAUUUGACCCAUCCCCUGGGGGAGGGGUGAGCUGCAGACACAGCCGCACUUUGGUGGUUUAACCCCCCCAAUCCAACCCCUUAAUUCUGGGAGUCAAGCAGGGAGACACUAGGUCCCAUUUUUAGCCUUUAGUGUGACUCAGCCUGGAUUUGAACUCACGACCUUCCAGUCUCGGCGUGGACACUCUACCACAAGACCACUGAGCUGGUAAAAAGACGAGCUUCACUCAAAUAUGACUAAACUUUAAUACUUGUGUAAUCAUCGCUUCAUCUAACUAAAGCUACACCAGGGAAGCUGGAACCUGUCAGAUGUGCGUCCAAGCCUGAUCAGAAAUGGACUGUUUGGGAAGGAAAAGGGCUCCACGGCGAGGUGAAGUUUGACAUGUUCGCUGCUAAUCACACACGCCACGUCCUCCAGGCUCAAGGGGGGGGUGGGGAGCGGAACAAACGUCCUCCUCCAGAUGAAGUCUAUUUCAGGAAAGGCUUUGUGUAUCUCAGCAGGCCCAUGCAAACCCACAUACCACAUUCAUCACUACAGCAUGACGUCAUCCCAGCACAGGCUGGAUGCUGAAAUCGCCUGCCUGCAGCCAGCGUAAGACAACACGCCGCGCAUUUAGGAAAAUGGAAAACACAUCUAAUGCGACAGGAGAGACGGUAAAAAGCAUCGAACAACUCCAGAAACACACGCCGAUGCUCAAAUAUAUGUUCAAAAAAUCAAGAUGAGCUCCUUUAGUGGAUUAAAGUAACAUUUGUGGAGACAUUUUUGGGCUCAAAGGAAUUACAAGCUUUUUAUUGAUAUUUUUUGUUUCCAAAUCCCCACAUUUGGACGUCUUUCACUCACCAGUGUCUCAUCAUUGUUCUCUGUUGUCAUGUAGGUCCGCCUCCGUUUUCUAGAACAAUAAAAGUAGAUUCCGUUUUUAUCUCUCA